AAGCGCGCUGGAUAUUCGUUGAAAUCGUUCUCACUCUCUUUUACUGUCGGCCCACAGCUGAAGCGUAACCUAAACCCUAAUUUUUUUCCCCAAUUGUUAAACCCUCGGUCGCCAGCAGCAGCAGAAGGUCGAAGAAUCGGACGAUUCUUCUCUUCAUUUUUACUUAUACUAGUUCUGAACGAUUUUUCUGAACGAUUAGAGACUGUCCGUAUAAAGAUGCAGCACGAUGAGGUCAUCUGGCAAGUUAUCAGGCACAAACACUGCAGUUUCAUGGCCAAAAUUGAAACUGGGAUAUUUUGUCGGAAUCCGUACAAUGUAACCGGGAUAUGCAAUCGGAGCUCUUGCCCUCUCGCUAACAGUCGAUACGCCACUAUACGGGAUCAUGACGGAGUGUUUUAUUUGUAUAUGAAAACUAUAGAAAGGGCGCAUAUGCCGAAUAAAUUGUGGGAAAGAGUUAAGUUGCCGAGAAAUUAUGCAAAAGCUCUUGAGAUUAUUGACAAGCACAUGUUGUACUGGCCGAAGUUAUUGGUACACAAAACAAAGCAGAGAUUAACUAAGAUGACACAGAUGCGUAUACGGAUGAGAAAACUUGCUUUGAAAACAAGAGAGAAAAUUAUGACAGUGCCAACAAAACAAAAGAAAAGGGAAGCUCGAAGAGAGGAGAAGGCCGAGAAAGCAGCAGUUUUGGAGAAAAGUAUUGAAAAGGAAUUGCUUGAGCGCCUCAAGAAAGGAGUCUAUGGGGAUAUCUAUAAUUACCCUGUUGAUAAAUACAAUGAAAUCCUUGAUAAGGAAGUCGGAAAGGCUACUAUUAGUGAAGAUGAAGAGGAGGAGGAACCAGUUAUAGAAUAUGUGGAGGGCUAUGAGGAACUUGAAGAGGAGGACGAUAUGGAAGAUUUUGGUGGUCUAGCAAUCAGAGAAGAUUAUGAUAAUGCUGUUACUCAAAAUGCAGAUAGUAUGAAUGAUGAUGAUGACGACGACGAUGAAGAAGAAAAUGCAUCUGUUGCUCGUAAGAGAGGGAGGAAGAGUUCUGCAAGAAAGCUGGAGAAAGAAGAACCAGCAGCCAAAUCUAAGAAGAAAGGCAAAAUACAAGUUGAGGUUGAGCACGAAGACGCUGUUGAAAGACAAACAUCUGUGUAUUAAGGUCUUCCUUCCUCUCAUGUUCGUCUGCGAACUCAGAUUAACAACCUGAGGCAAGUUCACCAAAGCUUUAUCGUAUUUGCUUUGGGCUACCCCAUACCGAAAUAGGAGGGAGAGCUGCUCAAGGAUUGCCGAGUAAAUCGUGCAAACCUUAGACCCCGUUUUGUCGCUGUAGAGCCAGGCUUGAGACUUCCAUUGCUGGUUUUUUCACCAGAAUUUUGAAAUUUUGACAUGUUCCUAAUGAUUUUCCUGACUUGAAUGAGAAGCAUCUGGAUAGUUUAUCAAUUGUUGUAAAAUUGUACUGAUCUAUAUUUAUUUGAAAUUUGGUCUUUUUUAUUCUA
Molecule: messenger RNA, 1478 nt
Organism: Salvia miltiorrhiza (redroot sage)
Lineage: Eukaryota; Viridiplantae; Streptophyta; Magnoliopsida; Lamiales; Lamiaceae
Exons: 9
Coding region: 217-1140 (307 amino acids)
Biological process (GO): maturation of LSU-rRNA; maturation of 5.8S rRNA
Cellular component (GO): nucleolus; preribosome, large subunit precursor
Source: RefSeq, a predicted model, not a curated record